Molecule: messenger RNA, 252 nt
Organism: Aspergillus mulundensis
Lineage: Eukaryota; Fungi; Ascomycota; Eurotiomycetes; Eurotiales; Aspergillaceae
Exons: 2
Coding region: 1-252 (83 amino acids)
Source: RefSeq, a predicted model, not a curated record
AUGCCAAUCGACGCAGGCUUCCUCGGCCCGCGCGACCUCCUAAUCGAAGACGAGGAUCGCUUCGUCCUGACAGCCCCUUCCUUCCGGAAGCUGAAGGAUGUGCUCGUGGGCACCGAGAAACUCCCCUACGAUGAACAGAGCAUGCGUCUGUGGUUCUCGGACCGCGCGUUUUACAUUUUGUCUGAUUAUCUGGAGCCUGUCAUGGAGGCGUUUACGAAGCUCUGUUUUCGUCCCCCUCACGCGGAGAAAUAG